Messenger RNA from Spodoptera litura, 1417 nucleotides. Its product is annotated as dynein regulatory complex subunit 10. NCBI's taxonomy places the organism in Eukaryota, Metazoa, Arthropoda, Insecta, Lepidoptera, Noctuidae. The record is from RefSeq and is a predicted model, not a curated record.
AAAGUGACAUAAAACGUAUUUCCGUACUAAUAUUUUUGUAAGUAAAAGAAUUUAUAGGAAAUAAUAAAAAUGGAUCCUCCAUCGAUGACGGGGACCUUGCAGUCCACAUCUACAUACUCAGAUAGCUCGAAGACCAGCAGUAGAUCUGGUCAAAGUACUGAAAAAGAAAGAGAAAUGGAUCUAACGAAAGAUAAUGCUGCAUCACCAAUCGACUUGGAAUGCCACAUCCAAUGCGAGCGUAUCACCAAGAUUAUGGACGAUGCUAUCUAUAAAUGCAAGCUGUGCCUUUCUCUACCAGAACUGGUGCAGGAGUACCGGACUCUUUAUAAUUUACUGACGCCUCCUCAUAUGGAUGACCUGACUUUUAUCUUCGAGCAGUAUGAUAAUCCAUUGUUCUCUGCUAGUCUUCUAAAUAUGGCUGUGAUGGAAGACUUAAAGGCUGGUGAUUUGUCGCUGAAGAAUCGUUUGAAUCCAGAGUUGGGACACGUUCUCUACAUCAUGAACAGCUAUCCUAAUCUCCGGCCUAUAGUUGAGGAAGUGAUCGACAAGCAAAGAGAAAUUCAAGCCAAUGACAAAACAAAAUUGACGCCUGGUUUUGAGUUUUUGAUGGAACUUGAACAAUUCCGAGAUCUUAUGGUAAGGCAGAUGGAGACUACGGCGGCAGAGGAACUAUCUGCUAAAAUUAGUACUAAGAAGUUGGAAGCAUCUAAUGAAAGCCUUAUUGCUCAUAUAAAAGAAUAUUCAAACACUUUGAAAGAAGAGACCGAGCGUUUUGAACAGACGAUGGUGAUGAAGGAGGAGAUGAUAACCAAGUUGGAACAUGAACUAGUCAUACUCAGCCACGAUGCUACUGUUAAACUUAAGAAGAAAAUAUUAGAUUCAGAGCGUCAAAUGGUGCUGGCCACUAGAAGUCAUACAGUUAAAAAUGAAUUGUUAAAGGAAGAAGAGGUGGAAAGUCGAGAAGCGUAUGAGCAGUUGUUAAGGUCGCAUCUUAUCGAGGAGAAAAAUCAAAGGGCACGACGGUUCAAAGUGGAGACGCAGUUAUUAUCGUGGCUACAGAAGUAUGACCUCGAGAUGAGUGACAAGCAGGUGGAACUGGACGAGUUCACGCAGAAAUAUGAAGAUGAAGUCGAGAAAUGUCAGGAAUUAGAGAAAAAAUUGGCGGAACAAGAUAUUGAGUACAUCCCGCUGAUGGCAGAAAGAGAGGCAGAAUACAACCAGGAGAUGACGGAGAAGAUGAACAAGUUCCUUAUAGACCAUGCUGCGAGGGUCAUUCAGCACGCCUGGAGAGAAGUACUGACCAACCGAGCAGAGAAGAAGAAGCUAAGGAAGAUAAUAAGGAAAUUGCAAGAAGCUCAAGUCCCAACGAACUUAAUCAAGGGAAAACCAAAGAAAUAGUGAUUAGAUUUAUAGAAAU